CUUUGUUUGUUUUUGGGCUUCUCACAGCUUCCACCGAAUAACGCAGUCGUUCUUCCAGCAUUAUUAUUUCCGCCGCCUUAGUACCGCCGGAGCCACCAAUCAUCCUUCGCCUAUUCCUCAUCAUCCUACUCAUUUCCUUGCCUUCUUUCUUCUUCUUCUUCUUCUUUCAUUCCUUCCAUCGUUCGGGACGGCAUUCCGAGGAGUUCGGUUGCGGAAGAGAUAUUGAACGAUAGGGUUUAUUCGAGGGGGUUCAAUUUGGGUGAAAGCCCACUGUGUUUGACUAUUUACAGAUAUUAGCUGUGAAGAUAUGAAGAUUAUAUUGAGGAAUUCGUCGCUAGUUCGUUGGGCCGUGAGAGAUGGUUGCACUUUCCCUGCCUUCAUCCAGAAGGGAGUCAGGGCAGAUCUUCGCAAUCCGACACCUAGUGUUGAUCUGGCCAGGGCAAGUAGUCAUAUGUCUGGAUGUCAUCAUGACUGUCAUAGCAAUCAAUAUCAAGAAAGAGCAAUGUUGAGAAUGCCCGUUUUGUUUUCUCAAAGACGGGCAUAUUCGACACAACCAGGACUUGGCAAUGUCAUGCUUAUUAACAAAUCAGUGGAGAACACCGAUACCAAAUCUGAAGUUCAGAAGCAUCAUUUUGGGUGGAGUCCAGAUGAUGACAAGGUGCUUGCAAGCGCUUGGCUCACGGUGUCCAAAUCCAACAUUGCAGGUGGUUCCAGAAUUAAAAAGCUAGGUUGGAAAAAGAUUACAGAUUACCUAAACGAGAAUAAAAAAUUUGGGAUUGCAAGAAAUUCGUCGGCUGUGAAAGCACAUUGGCAUUGGUUGAAAAACAUAAUAUGCGAAUUCAACUACUUUUAUGACAAGUUAGUUGAAGAGCAUCAUGGCGAGUGGAAUGAGGAUCAAUUGAAACAACGUGCACAUGAACUUUACUAUCAGAAGAAUAAGAAGGAAUUUGUAUAUGAGGAUGUAUGGAUGAUGUAUAAAGGUGAUCCAACAUGGGAAGCGUUUGUUUCUGCACCGAAAUCCUUGAAGAAGACAAGGAUUGUAGAAAUCAGGGAGCGUGCUUCUCGAUCCGAUCAGGAUUCAAGCUUCAGUGCAUCAGAAAUUUACUCAAUAGGUCAAGAAGCAGCAAAGGAGAGGAAUGAAAAGAAAACCUUGAAUUUGAGUGAGGAAAAGUCAAGCUCAACCCCAGAGAAAACUCAGGCAAUGUCAAAGCAAUUUGAAGAAGAAGAAAGGAAGAAAGCUUUUGAAAGUAUUGCAAGCAGAGUGGAGAGUCAUGCAUUUAAAAGUGACUAUGAAAUCUUGGUGAGAGAUACGGGAGACAUGAACCAACAGCAACUAGCUGCUCAUGAGCAUAUGUGCAACAUUUUAAAAGCCAAGUAUAAUUUUCCGUAGCUUUCUGUGAAUGUGUUUGAAUGGUGAUUUCGGUUAGAUGUAGACUAGUCAGUCAGUCGGGUUUGGAUUCUAGUCAAUCUUAGUUUACAUGAGUGAGUUAAAAUAUUUCAAGUUUAGUUGCUUAUUCUGAACAGGAGAUUCAUGAUUCGCAGUACAAGUAGUAGUAGUAAUAGUUAGGAGAAAAAAAUGCAAAACAAGUCAAGUAUCAUCUGCAGGGUUAACCGCUGAAACAAUUUUUUGGGCAUAUGCUUAGACUCAAUUUGCCAAGAACUGGACACAAUUGAUACCCAAACAUAACAGACCUAGACAACUGAGAAUUUUUCUAUGUACUCAAUUCACUUGAGAAUAUGGGGUUUUUUCUCAUCUCUCUCCGUAAUUCAUUAUGAAAGUUCCCCAG
Molecule: messenger RNA, 1787 nt
Organism: Oldenlandia corymbosa var. corymbosa
Lineage: Eukaryota; Viridiplantae; Streptophyta; Magnoliopsida; Gentianales; Rubiaceae
Source: the annotation of a GenBank genome assembly